UUGAAUCGUUCUUUGACAAAUAACUUUCAAAAUGAAAUACUUUGUUUUGUUAGCUGUUGUUGCCAGUAUCGCUGUCGCUAUUCCAGUUGAAUUCAGCGAAGAUGAGCAGGAAUUUUAUCUGGUUCCUGUAGAACGUGAAAAAAGGCAAACGAAAUGGGAUAUUUCCGACACUGGCGCAAAAGUGGGCCACUCAGGCACCAUCUUUGACAACGGCAACCACGGGUUAGACGGUAGUGCUUAUGUCGCCAAAAACUUUGGAUCACACGGACUGAGACCUGACCAGUUGGGAGGCCGCCUAGACUACGCCCACAGGCCUUCUGGAUCUGGUGCUUUCAUAAGCGCGGACAACGCUCGAGGCUAUGGUACGGAUGUCAACGCUGGGGCUCAGUACAACUUUGUUCACAGGAAAGAUCUCGAUGUGGGUGUUGUUGGUCAGUACGGGAGACAUUACGGAGGACCGUUUGGAACUAGCAGCUCUCAACGAUACGUGGGACUUACUGCUACGGGAAGAUUCUAGAAGACUUGCAUUUUUUAUUUAUUUAUAAUUAUUUAUUAAUUGAAGUGUUUUUAUUUUAAACGAAAUAAACGUGGCUAUUU
This is a messenger RNA of Anoplophora glabripennis (Asian longhorned beetle), 597 nucleotides long. RefSeq names its product attacin-C. The coding region runs from base 32 to 517 and encodes 161 amino acids. Gene Ontology annotation, cellular component: extracellular region. The record is from RefSeq and is a predicted model, not a curated record. Lineage: Eukaryota; Metazoa; Arthropoda; Insecta; Coleoptera; Cerambycidae. The transcript has 2 exons. Gene Ontology annotation, biological process: defense response to bacterium.